Messenger RNA from Acanthosepion pharaonis, 1041 nucleotides. NCBI's taxonomy places the organism in Eukaryota, Metazoa, Mollusca, Cephalopoda, Sepiida, Sepiidae. The record is from the annotation of a GenBank genome assembly.
AUGCUCGACGAAAGAAUAACCAUGCCUUCAGAAUUGUAUAACUACUGCAGUCCUCAACAAGAUUUUGUCCACCAAAUGGAAUUUAUUAACGAUGUAAGGCAAUUAAAAAUCGAAUCUGUCCGUCUAGACACAUUUCACUGCUGGUCAAUUAUGUGUCCCGUUCGGCCUGAAGAACUGGCCCGUCAAGGUUUUUACUUUACAGGUACCGACGAUUCGGUCAAAUGUUUUUGUUGUCAUGGUCAGUUGAACACAUGGACAGCCGGAGAUGUUGUCUCUACAGAGCACAGUAAAUGGUACCCCGACUGCCCUUUCAUUCAGGGAAAAUACUGUGGUAAUGUACCCAUGAUGAGGACCCACAUCAAGCAUCCACCUUACAUUAUGUUUUACGACCGAAUGGAAAGUUUUCGAGAGUGGCACACGGCAAACAAUUUAUCAGCAGACAGAAUGGCUAGUGCAGGAUUUUUCCAAAUAGCUCCAUUUGAUCAUGUGAAGUGCUUCAGCUGUGGCAUUCGUCUCAAUAAAUGGCUACCAGAAAAUGACCCCUGGGAAGAACACAAGAAAUAUUCUCCUAACUGUCCUUUCCUUCUUGAACGAUAUAAAUAUUAUUUGGGCAAUGAUACGACAUCAGAGAUUGUCUCAUUUGAAAACCUUCAUAUUGGCAACAGUGAGAACUCCAAAAUGGUUUCACAGGAAGAAACUCAGUUCCAUUUUCCACAGCAGGAAACUGUCCCUUUUCAACAGGAUAGUCCGCAGCCCCACAAUAAUGACUACAUCCUACAUGCUUUUGCAAUGGUUGGUCAUGAACCCGAACCUUUGCAAUCAAGUGCCACCCUCCAGCCAAAAGCAGAAGCUAGCAAAGAGCGCUUAGAUAAUCUUGACAUGUUAGGCCCCGAGGAGUUGAAGCAAAUAAUCCUGGAGCAAGAAGAUGAACGGCUGUGUAGCAGUUUGAGGAAGGAGUUAUUUAUAUAUAUAUUUGUCUCUCUCACUACUUUCCUCAAGAUAUCAGUCUUCCAUGGAGCAGAAAGUAGGCUUUUGGUUUGA